CAGCCCAGCGCCUGCAGUGCGUUGCAGUCCUCUCAACUAUACAGCACACACAGAGAAACGAAGACAGACGAGACGGAAAACAGCGGAGUCAUGCUGUUCCUAACUCUACUUUUUGUGGCUUCAGCUGCUGCCACCCCCCUGCUAGGCACUGAGCAGUGUGCCCGCGGCACCUCCUACUGGUGUCAGAAUGUAAAGACUGCCUCUCUGUGCGGAGCUGUGGCUCACUGCCAGCAGAAUGUGUGGAACAAGCCCCAGAUGAAAUCAGUGCCAUGUGACCUGUGCAAAGAGGUGUUGAUGGUGGUGGAGCAGAUACUGAAGGACAAUGCCACUGAGUCUGAGGUUCUUGGGUACCUGGAGAAGGCCUGCCAGCUCAUCCCUGAUCAAGGUUUGACCGCAGAGUGCAAGGAGAUGGUGGAUAGCUACUACCCCAUCCUCAUGGGAAUCAUUAAAGGAGAACUGGAGGACCCCAGUGUUGCGUGUGGAGCCAUUGGGCUGUGCCAGUCUCAGCAGCUAGCCCUCGCUAAGGUCCAUUCCAAGGAACAGCUGGUGUCCAAUGAGAUCCCUCUGGUGGACCUGGCUCAGAAAGUGUCUCCAUUCCUGCUCAAUAUCCCCGGGCUCCUCUAUCCUCAGGAGAACCUCAAGAAGGAGGCCCCCAAAAAAGAGACCCCAAAGCUGGAAAGUGAUGCUGUGUGCCAGGACUGUGUCAAGUUCAUGACUGACGCUCAAGCAGAAGCCAAGAACAGCUCCACAUUUGUCGACUCUCUGAUCGAGAAUCUUGAGAACCAGUGUGACCUGCUGGGACCCGGCGUUUCUGACAUGUGCAAGCAGUAUGUGAGCCAGUAUGCCGCGUCUGUUAUUCAGGCGAUCAUGUCAAUGGAACAGCAACCUAAGGAUCUCUGCGCCCACGCUGGCUUCUGCACCGCCAUGAAGAAGUCCAUUCCCAUGAUGAACCUGCAGGCUGCAAAGAUGGUUCCUGCUAUGGAGACUGUCCCUGCUGCCAAGACUGUCCCUGCUGUCAAGAUUGUCCAUGCUGUCAGGCUUUUCCCUGCCACCAAGGUCGAGUCUAAGCCUGCCAUGGUGCGUGUCCGUGACUCCCCAGGGUGUACCAUCUGUGAGAUGGUGAUGAAACAGUUGGAGGCUCUGCUGGAGGAUCAGAAAACAGAGGAGGAGGUGAUUGCUGCUGUGGAGAAGGUGUGCACGUAUCUGCCCGGCUCCCUGUCGGCCCAGUGUAAGGACCUGGUGGAGACCUACGGCCAGGCCAUCAUCGAGCUGCUGGUGCAGCAGGCCGACCCCAAGACUGUCUGCACCGUGCUGGCCCUCUGCAAUGAUGCCAGCCGGGCUUUUGUCCCUGUCCUCAACCUGGCCCACUAUAAGGCUGGCGGAUACUGCCAGGUCUGCAAGCUGGCCGUCGGUUACAUCGAUGGUAUUUUGGAGAAGAACGCGACGGAGGCACAGAUUGAGGAGGCAGUGAAGAAAGUGUGCAGCUUCCUGCCCGACUCCUUCCAGACCGAGUGUGACCAGAUGAUCCAACAGUACGAACCAAUGCUCAUCCAGCUGCUCCUCCAGAUGCUCGACCCCGACUUUGUGUGCAUGAAAAUGGGAGCCUGUCCUGAAGCAGUGCGCAGGCUGCUGGGAACAGAGCAGUGCAGCUGGGGUCCUGCUUUCUGGUGCAAGAACAUGGAGACAGCAACUCGGUGCAAUGCUGUGAAUCACUGCAAACGCCAUGUGUGGGUAUAAAGGAAGAAGAAGAAGCACAAACUGACCAGUAGGGAAUCAAAUGAAAAUAUACUGUAGUGCUGCUUCCUGAUUUUUAAUUUGUCUCUCCUAUUUUUUUUUUUUUUAAUAAAUGCAGUUUAUGUAUAAAUUAACUUUGAUAUUUCGAAUGACGCCAUGGUGUAAAGGGACUGGAUAUUUUAUUUUGUUUUCUGGGGGCUGGAGCGAGGAGGGGGGGGGUCAGCCUGUUACUACUUCACUGAGACCCGAGUCAAAGGUUCCUUGUCAGUACUUACCUGGUUUCCUGCUGGGUGUGAUGUGUGUAAGACCCACCCACCAUCUGUAUUGGUUCUUUCCCCCUGGAGAAACUGAGUGCGCUCAGGAGAGACCGCGCAGUGUGUUGCCUAGCGAUACUUUUAGCAGUAUGUCUGGUCCUUAGACACAUUUAUAUUUUGUAGACAGAAUGUGUGUUCUUGUGUUAAGGAUCUGAUAUGGAGGUCAUUAAUCUGAAUGCGUACUACCUCUCCCUCGGCUCAUUGUUUGCACUCUUCCAGCUGUUUGUAAAUCACUGUUUCUAAAUGCAGAGAGCAUCUCUAAUUCAUUUGUUGUCUGCCUCAAACCCUGAGACCACCGUCUCUUGAUCUGUACAUUUUAACAAUUAAAGUGACACCAAUCCA
Molecule: messenger RNA, 2390 nt
Organism: Notothenia coriiceps (black rockcod)
Lineage: Eukaryota; Metazoa; Chordata; Actinopteri; Perciformes; Nototheniidae
Gene: psap
Product: prosaposin
Exons: 16
Coding region: 91-1737 (548 amino acids)
Biological process (GO): sphingolipid metabolic process
Cellular component (GO): lysosome
Source: RefSeq, a predicted model, not a curated record